Molecule: messenger RNA, 2442 nt
Organism: Trichomonas vaginalis G3
Lineage: Eukaryota; Parabasalia; Trichomonadida; Trichomonadidae
Product: clathrin binding
Exons: 1
Coding region: 1-2442 (813 amino acids)
Biological process (GO): vesicle-mediated transport; intracellular protein transport
Cellular component (GO): membrane coat; clathrin adaptor complex
Source: RefSeq, a predicted model, not a curated record
AUGAGUUCAGCUGCUCUGCCCGAGCCUUCCGAAAACCAAGAAGAAAUCAAGGAUUUACAGAAUAAACUCAGCAGUAAUUAUCCCAAGGAACGUAAAGAUGCAGCUAAAAAUGUUAUUGCUCUUAUGAGAGCCGGUGAAAACGUUCAAGAAUUGUUUUCAGACAUGUUACGCUGCGUCAAAACAGACGAUUUAGAACUUAAGAAAUUAGUUUACUUAUAUCUUGUUAAUUAUUCAACUACGGAGCCUGAGCAAGCAAUUAUGGCUGUUAAUACAUUUGUACAAGACUCAGAGCACGAUAAUCCACUUAUUAGAGCAUUAGCUGUUCGCACAAUGUGCAGAAUUAACUUAGAGAGUGUUGCAGAGCAUAUGAUUCAGCCAUUAAAGAAAUGUUUGAAGGAUGCAGAUCCUUAUGUUCGUAAAACAGCCGCAUUUGGUGUUUCUAAGCUUUACGAUGUUCUCCCAGAAGCUGUAGAAAACUCUGGACUUUUCCCAGAUUUACUUUCAUUACUUACAGACGAAAAUCCAUUAGUUGUAUCAAAUACGACAGCUGCGCUUUUUGAAAUCAACUCUCAUCGUAAUCAGCCAGUUUUACAAUUAACCGCAGAAACAUUAACUCCUAUUCUUGCAGCAUUAUCAUCAUGCUCCGAAUGGUGCCAAGUUAUGCUUCUCGAUGCUCUUGCAAAAUACACUCCUAUCUCAUCCGAAGAUGCCUCAUACCUCAUUGAUCGUUUAAUUCCUUUCCUUAAGAAUUCAAAUCCAUCUGUUGUUGUUGGCUCUUUCAAAUGCAUUUUCAUGUUUAUGGAUCACGAUACAAGAAAGCCUCAUGAGCUCUUCCCUCAAAUUAUCCCUCCAUUUAUUACUCUCGUUGCUUCCAGCGAACCAGAAAUUCAAUACGUCGUACUUAGGACAUUAUCCUUGUUCGUACACAAAUUCCCAAAGGCCUUGGCCAAGGAAAUCCGCGUGUUCUUCUGCAAAUACAACGAUCCUUCUUAUGUCAAAAUGGAGAAAUUGGACAUUAUCGUUACAAUCUGCACCCAACAGACCGCCCAGAUCGUUCUCGACGAACUCAGCGAAUACUGCAACGCCGUAGAUGUCGCUUUCGUUAAAAAAGCCGUCAGAUGUAUCGGCCAAAUCGCGAUGAAGAUCGAAGCAGCGGCUCCUCGAUGCGUAGAUAUCCUUGUUGGCCUUGUUGAUGGCAAAGCAGACUACGCAAUUGAAGAAUCCGUUGUUGUUGUAUCAGAUAUUCUCAGAAGAUUCCCAGGAUCAUUCGAAUCCGUCAUUGCAGCCGUUUGCAAGAACUUCGACCAGAUCAAAGACCCACAUUCGAAGGCCGCCGCUGUCUGGAUUCUCGGUGAAUACUGUCAUAUCAUUGAAGGAGUCGAUUUACUGUUAGAUCCAUUCUUAGACUCAUUCCAUGAUGAACAGCCUGAAGUACAGUUGCAGAUUUUGACUUCCCUCGUCAAAGUUUUCAUUGAUCGUCCAAAUGAUACACGCGAUCAGUUGCAAUUCGUACUCACAGAGGCCACAAAAGGCGAUGUAUCACCAGAUGUAAGGAACCGCGCUUAUAUCUACUGGAGAUUGCUCUCUGCAGAAGGAAAUAUCUCCCAAUUAGUCGUAAAAUUCGACAAAGUCAAAGUCAGUUCAUCCGGCGAACACUACGAAGACAGUGUCCUCAGCGAACUCAUCAGAAACAUGGGCAGCGUCGCUGGUGUCCUCCACGUUGUCCCAGGAGAUUUCGUACACAGAGUUUGUUACGAAAACCGCCACGAAGAUGAGGAAGUCGAUGAGGAAAGAGACUGGAUACAAGCACAGAUCACUAAGAAUGAAAACGUCAUUGACUUAUUUGUUGAUUUCGAGCCAACAACGAUGCAUAUCAAAAUCGUCAACAGAUCUCAACAAGACAUUUCAGAUUUGGCAUUGGCGCUCAACGUAAACCCUGUUGGCUUAGUCAUCCCUGCUCCUCCUGUCUUCCCAAGAGUUAUUCCUGUAGGACAAUCAUGUGAAGUCGAUGCUCCUAUCGUCUUUACAUCUGAAAAACAGGGACAGUUCAACACGAACUUGCUCGAUUUGGCCAUCAAGACAAAUGCAGGACCUGUUUACGCACGUGUUGAAUUACCAGCACAAUGCGCAGCGAUGGUUGACGGCAGACUUGACCAGAUGAUGUACAAAGACAUGUGGGCAAAGAUUCCUGUUGAAGAUUCAGCAGAAAUCGCUGGUGCUGCACUUGCUACUGAUGAAGCACUUAGAGAUAGAAAUGUUUUCGUUGUCGGAAGAAAAGAAAAUCAAACUUAUAUCUCAUUGAAAUUGCAACCAGGUGUUUUCUUCUUAGUAGAAGCUGUAGAGGAUGGACCGAAGUUGACAAUCCACUUCAAGACAUCAGAUUCAAGAUUAUCUGUAUACCUUAAGAAGAGUGCUUAUCGACUCUUCGCAACUAAGCAAUAA